CCAUGAGCCGCUGGGCCCUGCCACAGGAAGCGCAGGAUGCCUUUUACAUCUUGCACGGAGACCUGCUGGUGGCUGCACUGGCGGAAUCUGUGAAGGCUUUCCGCGGGAAGCCAGGUACAUGGAGUUCUGGCUGGGAGCUGCGCAGGAUAGCUGGAAGCAUCGUCCACGAUGUUUCCAUUGAUGCAUCCGGAAGCUUUGUGGCCAGCGCCUGGCAGGAUGGAACCAUUGCAGUGGAUGCGGUUUCAGGGACCAAAGGAAGUUCCUGGAAGAGUCUGAUGCCAAAACCAGUACAUAGCAUCGCAAUCUACCCAAACUAUGCGGAGGCUCUAGGCCAGCGUGUCCUUUGCUCCGGCGGACAGGACGGUCGCCUUGUCCUCAGUCGGCGUGGUGCACUUGAAGCAAAGCAUGCGACACUUCAUUUGGGUGAGGGACCUAUCAGCUGUGUUCGAUGGCGUGGACCCUUAGUGGCAUGGGCCACUCAGAAGGGCGUCAAGCUGGUGGAUGUGGAAACUCAGCAAAAAGUGGGCUUCAUCCCUUGCUCUGGCGCUGGACAUCUCUGUUGGCUGAACGAUGAAGCCUUGCUGAUCGGCUGGGAUCAGGAAGUACAGCUGGUGGAGGUGAGACAGAUGGGUGAUGGAGUGGCCGUGCGCUUUGCAAAAGUGGUGCGAAAGCUGCCAGUACCAGGAGAAGUGGUUCAGCAACUAGCUCAGCUGGACAAUGCCUUGGCACCAUGCCCGAAAGACUUGAUGGCAGCUCUCGUUCGAUGGCCAAAAAAAGCUAAACCAACUGCUGCCCUGAUGGCCAGUCUGCAGAGGGCACUUUGUCCUGGAAAGAAACCUACAGAAGGCUGUGCUAGUUGGGAGCCCGACGAUGACGAUGAGCUGUUCGAGGAACAAGCCGCAGAGGUCUUGGCCUCUUUGCACGAGACAAGAGGCGACAUCGAGACUGCUGCACGUCUUUUGGCACGUGCCAAAAGCCUCAGAGUCUUUCCGCUGCUAAAGAAGUACCUGCCAGAAGGCCGCUUCCACAGUGCUUCUGAUUCGCUUCCACAUCUUGUUGCAUUGGAUGCUGCGCAAGCCAUACGUUUGGUGGCUGAGUUUCCGGCCAUUCUUCCGCCUGCCAAAGUGCUGUCAGCAUUGGCACCACUGGGCGAGUGCUGGGAACUGCGUUAUUUGAGGAUUCUUUCGGAAACAUCACCUGAUGCCACCGACAUGUCGCGUUUGGUGCAGCUGACAGCAGCCUUGCAGCCACAUCGAUUGGGGCUCUUGCUGGAGAAGCACUUGCUGCCCAAAGAGCAGGAACAUGUCCAGGAUCAACGAAUCGAUGUACAUGAAGCCUUGGAGGUCAGCUGGUCAGCAGGUGUCUUUGAUGCUUCUGCUAUUGCACUCCAAGCGCUGGGCCACACCCGUGAGGCCUUUGAAUUGCUGCUCCAGCUGAGUGCGGCUAAAGCGCUGGACUUCUUGGAGGCUUCUGAGGACUCUGAAGAGUUGUGGCAGCGGGUCACGACUUUGGCAGCUCAGGAUGGCAAGAUUUGUGCAAGUCUUCUAAAGCAUGAGAAGCUAACCCGCGUCAAGGUGCUUGAGAUCUUCCGAUCACUGCCACCGGGACUCGAAGUCCCAGGCUUUGGCAUCUUGACGCUAAAGGUUUUGCAGCAAGCUGAAGCUGAUUGUGACUUCUACGAACUGAUGCUGCAAAGGCUGCAUCGCCAAGUUGGAGAGUUGAGCCACCAGCUGUGCCGAAAGCAGCGCAGAGGCUGCGCCAUCCAGGCUGCGCCUUCCGCAAUCUCGGCAUCAAAAGAGUCCUUGGGCGUAGUUUUGGUUUUCUGGAGGUUCCGCUCUUUUGGCACAGUUGCUGCAAGCAAGAUUACUACAUGCGUUUGA
Cladocopium goreaui is the source of this 1880-nucleotide messenger RNA. The record is from the annotation of a GenBank genome assembly. Lineage: Eukaryota; Dinophyceae; Suessiales; Symbiodiniaceae.